Molecule: messenger RNA, 6533 nt
Organism: Scleropages formosus (Asian bonytongue)
Lineage: Eukaryota; Metazoa; Chordata; Actinopteri; Osteoglossiformes; Osteoglossidae
Gene: mtcl1
Product: microtubule crosslinking factor 1
Exons: 15
Coding region: 418-6300 (1960 amino acids)
Biological process (GO): regulation of autophagy
Source: RefSeq, a predicted model, not a curated record
UCGCCGAUUCCGCGUCGAGACCCGAGUGCUGGUGGCGGCGGCGCUGCUGCUGCCGGGGGCGCGCGCAGACUGGAGCGGCGCGAGAGGAGAAAGGGGAACGGGACGCGAUCAUCACGGACGGUUCACGAGAGGCAGCGGGAGCCCGAGAGCGCGGAUGUGAUCUUCACCUGCUCGUUCGCAAAUUUCACGCUCGUCCUCGUGCGCGGAGAGACCGGCUGGGGGCGCGAUUGGAGGCGGGGGGGCGCCGGUGACCGCGAGCUGAGAUGCUCGGCGCGAGGUGAGCAGGUGCUGGGCGCCGCUCCGGAGGGAUGCGCUCUGGUGCUGAUGCUGUCGGUCGCGCUUCUCCUCGGUCUGGGCUGAGGGUCGCGCGUUCCCGCGAUCGCGGCCACCCGCCCCUCGUGUCUGUCACUGUGCACCAUGGAGAGCCCCCACGGCCCCCACGGCGACGUCCAGCAGCAAAGCAUCCUGCUGGAGAAGAAGCGCGUGAACCGGGCGCCGUCCCCGGCGAGACCCUUCCUCAAGGACGCGCACCUAAAGGAUGCGCGCUCCCGCGCCUCCGCCUCCAAGCCCCCGGCCGUCGCGCCCAAGUCCCCCAAGCUGUCGGGUAAACAGCCGCCUUCGCCGGGGCUCGUGGCCGCGCAGAGCCGCGCGUCCAGGCGCGGCGUCCCCGGAGCCCGAGAAAAGGCGGCCGCGGCGGGCAAGAGCGCCGCCAAGUCCGCGGUCACGAAGAAGGCGGCGAGGCUCGCGCAGCACGGGAGCGCGGAGCAGACGUUCACCUGCAGACAGGUCGAUCCGGCUCCCGUCGGGGCCAAGAGUAAGAAGGGCAAACUGUGCAGCGUGGCUCGCGGCGCGCUCGGGCUGGACUCGCCCGUGCGCGUGCCCGCGGGCUCUGGCCUCGCCAGGGUCGCUCACACGGACAGCAGCUCCGACCUGUCCGACUGCCUGUCCGAGCCGCUGUCCGACGAGCAGAGACGCGCCCCGGCGGCGAGCAGCGACGCCGAGUCCGCUUCCGGCUCCGGCUCCGGCUCCAGCGAGCUCGCGGGGUGCGCGCGCCACCCCGACGCCCCAGGGCAACGGACGACGGCCCGGGGCGCCGAGGAGCCGCUGGAGCGCGGCAGGGUGGCGGGGAACCCGGGCAGACCCGCGACAUGCGACGAGCGCGAGCCCCGGGGGGGCAGGAGGGGCACGAGGGAAGAGGAGCUGCUGAGGGAAAUAGAGGAUCUGCGCUCGGAAAACGACUAUCUCAAGGACGAGGUGGACGAGCUGCGGGCCGAGAUGGAGGAGCUGCGGGACAGUUACCUGGAGGAGGAGGUGUACCAGCUGCAGGAGCUGCGGCGCGAGCUGGACCGCGCCAACAAGAACUGCCGCAUCCUGCAGUACCGACUGCGCAAAGCGGAGCAGAAGAGCCUGAGAGCAGCGCAGACGGGUCAGGUGGACGGGGAGCUGGUGCGGAACCUGGAGCAGGACCUCAAGGUGGCCAAAGACGUGUCGGUUCGCCUGCACAACGAGCUGGAGAGCGUGGAGGACAAGCGCAUCCGAGCCGAGGACGAGAACGAGCUCCUGCGCGAGAAGAUCAUCGAGGUGGAGAUCUCCAAGCAGGCGCUGCACAACGAGCUGGAGAGGGCCAAGGAGAGCUCUCUUAGGAGGCGAGGCAGCCGGGAGGCGUUCAAGGAGAGGAAAUCGCCGUCCCACCUGGGUGGUCAGGAGGACAGCGCCGAUCUCCGGUGCCAGCUCCAGUUUGCCAAAGAGGAGUCGGCUCUCAUGCGCAAGAAGAUGGCCAAGCUGAGUCGCGAGAAGGACGAGCUGGAGCAGGAGCUGCAGAAGUAUAAAUCGGUGUACGGUGACGUGGACAGCCCCCUGCCAAUGGGGGAGUGUGCCGGAGGGGGUCCGCACAGCACCCGGGAAGCCGAGCUCCGGCUGCGGCUCAAACUGGUGGAGGAGGAGGCCAACAUCCUGGGCAGGAAGAUCGUGGAGCUGGAGGUGGAAAACAGGGGCCUCCGGGCGGAGAAUGAGGAAAUCCGCUGCCAGUACGAGCGGGACUGUCCCGGCAGGGAGCUCCUGUCGAGCGCGCCCACGUCCCCCUUCGGCGACGGCCUCGAGUCGGGUGCCGAGCUCCGGCGUCACCUGCAGUUCGUGGAGGAGGAGGCGGCACUUCUGCGGCGCUCCAUCGCUGAGAUCGAGGACCACAACAGGCAGCUGACCUCCGAGCUGAGCCGCAUCAGACUGGGCCCUGGGCCGGAGGAAGACGGAGCCUCGCGGUCCGGCACCGGUGGAGACGGCCACGCCGGGACCGGGUUGCUGCAGGAGGAGCUGAAAGCCGCCCGGAUGCAGAUCAAUGAGCUGAGCGGGAAGGUGAUGAAGCUCCAGUACGAGAACCGCGUGCUCAUUUCCAACAUGCAGCGCUGCGACCUGGCUGCGCACCUGGGGCUUCGCACAGCCAGCCCCCGCGACAGCGAUGCCGAGAGCGACGCUGGCAGGAGGGAGGGCGAAGACGAGGACGCGAGCCGCCUGCUGAACCUGCACCCGAAGAGAGAGGGCCCCGUUGGGGGAGAGAGCGACUCCGAGGAGCUCGUGGAAAAAACGUCCGGUUUUGGCAGCGGGAAGCCCUCCGACGGGAGUGAGCUGAGCCGCCAUCGGAGGGAGGAGCCUGAGACACUGGCACGGGUGCGCAGAGAGGCGGAGCGCUUGGGGAAGAUGGUGGAUCGCCUCAUUGCCGACACCGAAAGCCUUGUCUACGAUGGCAAGCUGGUGGUGACAGGUGCGGAGGCACUGGAGACGGAGCUCCAGGGAGGUCAUGACUCAGAGGAGACGAAGCCUGAACCGCCAGGACUGGACGCCGUCAGUGCUCGAAUGAGGGCCUUCAGGACAGAGCUGCACAUCUUCAUGGAGAAGAUUGACCACCUGGGGGAGGGUCUCCAUGAGCACGUGGAUGACCUGUCCCCCAUGCCCAACCUAACUGAGUCCAGUAGCUUCCUGUCUGGGGUCACGUCCAUGUCGCGGGACUCGCCUAUCGGGACAAUGGGACGGGAUCUCAUCACUGACUUCCAGCCUGCCCCCCCACACACCGGUCUGAGGGAUGAGCUGGAGUGGUGUCUAGGACAGGAGGGUGCCCCGGAACCCGAGACCCAGAGAGGUCAGCAGGGCACUGACCAGAGCAGGGGAGCCCGCGGACACAGUAAAUACGGCAGGCCAGAGGGUUUAAGUGCGGAGCUGCGGGACGCAGCCGUGCCAGAGGCGAGCGCCCAGGUGCGGGAGAUCCCGGCCCGGCUGGAGCAGGAGCGGCGACUGCGGCAGGAGGAGCUGGAGGUCUUGUCCACCCGCGCGGCUCAGCUGGAGGACGAGCGCAGGAGAGCGCAGGGCGAUCCGCGGCGCAGCUUGCAGGACCAGCCCUGGGUCCAGGAGAGGACGCUGCUGCAGCAGGAGCUACGGCUCUUGCGCCACAAUAUGGCCGCCGUGUACGUGAAGCUCCGCUGGCUCCUCGUCAACUGGCGCCUGGGACGCAGGGGGGACGUCGAGGGCGAAGGCGCUCGUGCUCAGGCCGACGCCUCGGACAGCAUUCCUGAGCUCGGUCUCCUCAUGGACCCAGUGGAGGGCGCGGCAGAGAAAGAGGACGGGUCCACGGUCCCGGUUGGUGGGGUGGGGGACGGCGCUGAGCCAAGACUCUCCCUGCAGACCCCCGAACUGCUCCAGCAUCAGAAGCAGGCGGAUGAGAACCGGCGGGUGCUGCACGCCCUGCGGACUCUUCUGGAAGAGCUGCGUUCCGAGUUGCGGGAUGAGGAGCAGCGGCGCUGCCAACUUCAGCAAGCUUAUGCCAACGAGAAGGCCGGCUGGGAGGUCCAGUGGGCGGAGCUCAGGUGCCGAGCCCAGCAGCUGGAGGAGGGGGUUGGCGAAGCAGCUCCCGGCGGGGACCCGGAACGGUCCGACCCAAGGGGCGCCUUUGCCCGAGAGCGGGAGGAGCACAGGCGCCUCCUGGCCGAGAGCCACAACGCCGCGCUGGACCUGCGCUGGCGGCUGCAGCACGGCGAGAAGAGGUGGGGUCGCGAGAGGACGGAGCUUCUGGAGCGCUUCGACCGCGAGCGACAGGACUGGGACUGGCACAUGCGGGAGCUCCACCGUAAGGCGGAGAAGCUUCAAAGAGAGCUGAGCACCCCAUCGGAGGGGAAAGACGCGGCCCACAGGGCCUAUUCGCCCCAGGACAGCCCCCGGGCCCCCCGGUCUCCCCGAUCCCCGCGUGCAACAGCCCCCACCCUCAGCGCUCCCGCUGCUCGCUCCUACUCGGACUCGGAGGCAACCCUGGAGGACCGUCCCGCUAUGCGGCUGAAGGGCAGCGAGAGCUUUCGGCCUACAGAGAACCUUUUCCUAGACGCCCUGUCCCUGGACCCCCUGAGUGAGAGCGCUGUCCCGCCGCCCUCCCGGCUGGAGAGCGAGAAGAGGUUCCCCUGCUUGAAUGAGGUAAUUGAGAACCUGAACGAGAUCUCGGACCGGAAGGGCCUGGAGGCGUUCCACGAGGAAGAGAUCAGUGGUGGGAACCUGCUCAGGGCCAAAUCGGUGUGCUCCAUGAGUGAGUUCCAGAGGCUCAUGGACAGCUCUCCCUUCCUCCCCGACAAGAACGGCCGUGGAAGCGCCGGAAGGGAGGAGGCCACGCCGCCUCUGUCUCCGGACGACCUGAAGUACAUUGAGGAGUACAACAGCAAGGGAUGGGACUUCCCCCCCGCCGAAGCACCUGCCGAGGCCUGGCCAGAGAGAUCGGAAGUCAGGAGAGCCGAGCAGACGUGCGAGCAGCCGUUCCAGCCCACUUCGUGGUUCCUCACCACCAGCGCCACCCUGACCACCAGCACGCUGAGCAGCCCCGAGCACUGCCAGAGGCAGCCCUUGAGGGGGGCCACAGCACCUGAGCGCUACGGGGUUCGCGUUCUCCACAGCCCACCCUUCAGCAUCAAGCUGGAUGGCUCCGGGCCCCCAGUUGGUAGCGAGAGGUCCGCUGCUGAACCGGAGUUUGUGUUUUCGGUGACCAAAGCCCGAGGGAGUGAGCCCUCGACAGGGGCGGAAGAGGUGCUCGGGAGGUGGCCGCGUGACCUGCCCAAACACCACAGGGAGCUCCUGGAGGGGGGUCUCCGGCAUGCCGAUCGACCCGUCUGCUCUACGGUGGCCUUCGGUUCAUCCUUGGAGCUGGAGCUGUCCAGGAACCUGAGCGACGAUAUGAAAGAGGUGGCCUUUUCGGUGAGGAACGCCAUUCGCUCCAGUCCAGUGGACCGUCAACUGAAAGACACGGCCUGCCAGACCAAUGGCUUCACUACUCGAGGGACGCAGACCACCCAGACCAUCAGCGUCGGCCUCCAAACUGAGGCACUGAGGAACAUCACCAGCAGUCCACACCGGUGCUUGACCCCCAAGGGCGGCUCCACUCCAAUCUCCUCUCCAUCCCGCAGCCUGAGGAAGGUGCAGUACUCCCCGGUAGUGCAGACCAAGUUUGAGCGUCCCUGCUGCUCCCCGAAGUACGGCUCCCCGAAGCUUCAGCGCAAACCGUCCUCCGGUAAAGUGGAGCAGCCUAACAACAGGGCGCCCACUCCCACCACACCCCAGAAGGGCUACAGCGAAUCGGCAUGGGCACGUUCCACCACCACCCGGGAUAGUCCAGUCCACACCACCAUUAACGAUGGGCUCUCCAGCCUCUUCAACAUCAUCGACCACACGCCCGUCGUCUACGAUACCUUGCAGAAGUUCACCAAGUCCCCUAGCCGCUCCCGCCCUGCCGACUCAGGGUCUGCCGAGCCUAGGUCAUCAGGCCUUGGGGUGGUCCAGGAAUUUCUGAGGAACGUCCGGGGCAGGUCCCCCAGUCCUGUCCAGCUGGUAGUGGAGACUCAGGGAGAGAAGACCCCAGAGGUCGUCAGCAUACGGCAGGACCUUUCUGCACCUCCGGGAUACACCCUGGCUGAAAAUGCUGCCAGGCUCCUCAAUAAGAGACUGAUGGAGCAAGCUGUGAAGGAAGAGAAGAGGCUAUCCUCCAGCAGCCAAUCAAGUCUCAGCAAAGAGGGAAGACCAGGGGAUGGAGACAAAUCACAGCAAGGCCCAAUAGAGGAGCUGCCCCGUUCUCCGGUCGCCCCGCCCUUAGACGCCUGCUUCCAGAGACCCGCGAGGCCGGCGAACCAGAGACCACCGUCCCGCUGGGCGGCCCGCUCGCCUUCCACCUCCCCGCGGUGGUCCCACGAGGCCGAGAGGAAGUUCUUCUUCCCGCCGGUGGAACGCCGGUCGCCGCUGCCCGAGAGCAACGAGGCCGAUGCCGACCAGAGCUCGGCGUGACCCGUCCGGCUCUCCCCUGCUUCCGCGAGUGCCCCCCCCGCCAGGUGUUUGUGGCACAGACUCCUCCUCCCAAAGGGCCACGAGCCUGGCUCGCGGGACAAAUGACCACUCGGACCACUCCGGACUGACCCCAAACGGACCGAAAUCAUAAGCAAAUCUAUACAAGGUGCCUGUACAAACCUGAGUUCUUGACUGUACAUAUACUGUAUAUACAGAUAUAGAGAUACAGUAUA